AUGCUCCGUGCCCCGAGCCCCGGUCCCCACGCCGGCCGCGGCCGCGUCUCAGACUGCAGCCCCCGCCCGGAGCGCCGCUUAGGUGCCCUCAACCGUGGCCCGUGGGACCCCACGCCCCCGACGCCCACCGCGCGCCGCCGCGCUCGGGGCCGCGCCCGCGCCGGAGCCGCCCCCGCCGCCGCCCCCGCCGCACCCCGCCGCCCCGGCGUCCGCGAAGCCCCACGCCCCGCGCCGGCAGCGGCGCCCCGCCUGCGCGGCUCCGCCGCUGGCGCCCCCGGGGUGCACAAUGCGCCGCGCCGCUGGGGUCCGUCGCCCGGGGCAACCGCAGGACGCGAGACAGCGCGACGGGGGCCGGGGGCACGCAGACAGGCCCGGGUGAGCAGGGCCCAGGUGGUGGAAGGGAGCAAGGACGAGGUGCCGGAGGCCAAGGUUGAAGCAGGGAUGGAGCCAGGUGAACCGAACAGGCUGCCAUCCGAGCCCACGUCGUUGGAAGGGGAGCGAAGAGCAGAAUCUAGUCAGUAUUGUCCUGGGCCCCUCGCCCUGGGUUUCCUGAAACUGGUCUGGUCUUGCCUUUGCCUUCACGUGUGGUUUUCUUUUACAGAAUUAAAACAAGGAGUUUCCCAAGACUUGGUUUCUUCCCCCAGAUUAGACAGAUUCAAAAUAGCAAAACAACUAACAGACAAGGCAAUCAAGGAAAAGAAGAUCUUCUCCAUCUGUGGACACUACCCAGUGAUCCGGACCACCCUGCGGAGGAAGGGCUGGGUGGAAAAGAAGUUCCACUUUCUGACCAAUCUCGUGCCAAGCGUAGACAGCGACGGGGAAACGGUGCCAGAAAACAAACGUGCUGAAGGCAAAGAGAACCAAGAUGUGGCUCUGGAGAAAGCAGACGACGUCCACGAUGUGAUGUCCAGGUUGGUAAAAAACGAAACGCCCUACUUCCUCUGGACAAUCAAAAGGGACGUCAUCGACUAUCACAGCCUGAGCUGCGACCAGAUGCUAAACCACUAUGGGAAGACUGCGUCCUUCACCACCAAGAUUGGGCUGUGUGUGAGCAUGCGGAGCCUGCCGUGGUACGUCCAGGCCAACCCCGACACCUUCUUCCCGCGCUGCUACAGCCUCUGCACCGAGAGUGAGAAACAAGAGUUCCUGGACGACUUCCGGCGCACGGUGGCCUCCAGCAUCCUGAAGUGGGUGGUCAGCCAGCAGAGCAGCAGGAGCAAGCCAAGGAGCAGGCGGGAGGAGGCCCGCCACUGCGGGGCGAGCGGGAAAGUUCCCGAGGGUGCAGGACCGAGGCUCAUGGGCCUGUCGGGGCAGUUCGUGGAUGUCGCGUGCAAGGUGUGCAAGGCCUACCUGGGACGGCUGGAGCACGAGGACAUCGACCUCACCGAGGACAGCACCAGGGACCUCACGGAGGACGAGUGGGACGAUCUGAUCCAGCAGUACUACUCGCUCAUCCACGGCGAGGCCUUCAUCCCCAGUUCCAGGAAUCACUUUUCCCAGUGCCAGGCUCUGCUGAACAAAAUCACCUCUGUGAACCCUCAGACCGAGAUCGACGGGCUCCGGAACAUCUGGAUCAUCAAGCCUGCGGCCAAGUCCCGCGGCCGAGACAUAGUGUGCAUGAACCACGUGGAGGAGAUCCUGGAGCUGGUGGCUGCAGACCAGCCACCCGCCAAGGACAACAAGUGGGUGGUGCAGAAGUACAUCGAGACGCCGCUGCUCAUCUAUGACACCAAAUUCGACAUCCGGCAGUGGUUCCUGGUCACCGACUGGAACCCACUGACCAUCUGGUUCUACAAGGAGAGCUAUCUGCGCUUCUCAACACAGCGCUUCUCCCUGGACAAACUGGACAGCGCCAUCCACCUGUGCAACAACUCUAUCCAGAAGCACCUGAAGAACGACAAGGACCGCAGCCCCCUGCUGCCCUGCCACAACAUGUGGACCAGCACCCGAUUCCAGGAGUACCUGCAGAAGAGGGGCCGCGGGGCCGUGUGGAGCAGCGUCAUCUACCCGUCCAUGAAGAGGGCCAUCACCAACACCAUGAAGGUAGCUCAGGGCCACGUGGAGCCGCGCAAGAACAGCUUCGAGCUGUACGGCGCCGACUUCAUUCUCGGGCGGGACUUCAGGCCCUGGCUGAUCGAGAUCAACUCCAGCCCCACCAUGCACGCGUCCACGCCUGUCACAGCACAGCUGUGCGCGCAGGUGCAAGAGGACACCAUCAAGGUGGUGGUGGACCGCAAGGCCGACCGAAACUGCGACAUCGGCAACUUCGAGCUGCUAUGGAAACAGCCUGCAGUGGAGCUGCCCACGUUCCAGGGCUCCGACUUGCUCGUGGAAGGCGUGGGCAUGAGGAAAGCCAGGAAACAGAUGCCAGUGAUCCCCGGCUUUGACUUUGUGCCUCCGCUCUCGGACAUCCAUCCGCUGAAACAGAGGUGCCCCUCAGCCAUGCUGGACCUGGCCAGGGGACCCCCACCCAUGGCCCUGCACCAGGAGUUGAACCUGAAAGAUGGGAGGGCACCUCCUUGCACCUUGCCUGUGCACUUACACAGACUGGUGGAGAGGAGUGCCAAAGCCAAGAGUGGCCACAGGGCGUCCGGCGCGAAGGUUGAGCUCCCCUCCUGCCCCUUUCAGCACUCAGACAGUAAGGCCCCCCGCCCCGCUCUCGCCAAGGCCGAAUCCGACAGACGCUCGGAUCCAGACUCAUUACACGUGCACCCACUGCCAUCCGUGCUUCCGAGUGUGAAGACAGCGGAGGGUGCUCCGUUUCAGCCACCCAGACCACCAGGGUUGCCAAGGGCCCUCCCAGCGCCCUGCCUGGUGUGCCGUGGCUCGCUGCCGCCCGCCGGUCCCUGCAAGCGCUGCCGCUCCUUCUGCGCCGCCAUCCUGCAGGGCGCCUCCUUCGUACCCCUCGGCGACGAGCCGGGCAGUGGCCUGUGGACCCCGUGACACCGAGCACCGCGGCCGGAGCGACGCGCCCGGGCACCGCGGCCUCCAGAACGUGGCUCGUUCCCUUGAAAACCUCCACGUAGAUGCGGGACCUUGUAUACAGAGCUAUUUUAGCGAACCUGUGCACCCUCACCUUGGUAUUUCUUAUGGAGCCUGGGCCCCCGGCCGGCUGCCCGCGCCCCAAGCCCAUCUGCACCCCGGGCCCCUCGCCCUGCACCCCACCCUAUGUCACGUCCCCACGCCUCCCUCCCAGUCCGCACCCCUGCCCUGGAGGAGGCGGACUCUGCCCUGGGUGCCCCUGCCCAGGCACCCUCCUCACUGGAGGGCACCCUAUCCCCAGAGGCCCCUUGUUCACUCAUUGAUUCAACAAAAGUCUGGCUGUGCUGCUCCAGGUUCUUUGCACCCGAGCGUCUCCUUCCAACCCAGUGCUAAGCGAGGGGGUGAAGGGGCGCCCGCACUAGGUCACACCCCUAAGUCCACCGCAGGUAGCCUUUCGGGGCCCCCGGGCCAUCCGUGGGCCGUGCAGGCUGCAGAGACUGGAGGCGGGUGAGCCUCCGAAGCAUCUCGGCUCUGGCUGGGGCGUCCCAGCCACCCGCGCCUGCAGGGGCUGGGGAGCCCCAGAGGACAAGGCCCCAUCCCCACCACACUGCUCCCCAUGAAGCCACAUGGUGGCUGCGUUUCUGACCCCCUGCAGUCCCUCGGUACUGGCACGGCGUGCUCCGGACCCCGGGGGUGUUGGCCGGCGGGGGGCCAGGACCGGGGCCACGUGGGGCCUCCUCGCUCCAGGAAGGGCCGGUGCCCAUGGAGUCCCUGGGCGCACAGUCCCCACCUUUCCCCAGGUGAGAAAGCAGGUGGCAGCCUCGGGCAUUCACCGGCCUCAGGCUGGUCCUGCCCGCUCGGCCUGGUGGACAGUGGGCACACAACCCGUGGCCCUCCUGGCCGGAGCCAUCCGGCUGACCCAGGGAGCUCUGGCAGCCUGACUCAGAGGGGACCAGGCCAGGGACAGCGGGGGAACUAGCGCCUGGACUUCCCGGCCACCCCAGACGCCCCGGCCAACAGCUGACCGCACCCCACAGGAGACCACAGGGCUUCGCCUGCAAGAGCCGCGUGAACCGUGAGUACAUCUCAGGAGGAGGACGCGCGGCCCUUCCGGUCCCCGCUGACACCCCCUCCCGCCUCACCGGGCAGAGUGCCCUCCCAUCCCUGCCGCCGCCUGGGGCAGGAGGGCACAGCCCCCCUCCACGCCCAACUGCAGGCUUGUUGGACGUGGGAGUCGCGGUUUCCCAUGCUAUUGGAAUUUGCUGCUUUGCGAAGUGGCCCCGCCAGUCUCCACCUCACCAGCAAUACAUGGAAACCUCCACUUUCUCAUCACAUGCUCUGUUUUUGCCUACCGUAAUACAAUAUUCUGUUUUAAAAAUAGCUUCAUUGUUUUUGCAGACACUUUAUGUUUUAUUUUAAAAGAGGCUUAAGGGGCGCAGUGAGGAGGCGUGGCACCCACUCCCGUAUUCUUGCCCGGCAAAUCCCAUGGACAGAGGAGCCUGGCAGGCUGCAGUCAAUAGGGUCGCAAAGAGUUCGAUGUGACUGAAGCGACUUUAGCACGCAUGC
Capra hircus (goat) is the source of this 4548-nucleotide messenger RNA. RefSeq names its product tubulin tyrosine ligase like 8 (gene TTLL8). Gene Ontology annotation, molecular function: protein-glycine ligase activity, initiating. Bases 1 to 2943 code for a protein of 980 amino acids. The transcript has 15 exons. Lineage: Eukaryota; Metazoa; Chordata; Mammalia; Artiodactyla; Bovidae. Gene Ontology annotation, biological process: protein polyglycylation; cilium movement; cilium assembly. Gene Ontology annotation, cellular component: cilium. The record is from RefSeq and is a predicted model, not a curated record.